AUGAGUAACAAGCUUUGGGAGUGUUUCAUUCAAGAUGAUGUCGAGCAGUUCCAGCGGUGUCUGGCGAACGCGACGUUCGCGGGGCCGCGAGCUGCAGGGGGCUCCGGAGGGACCUCCAAAGCUGCGACAAACCUGUCAUCGAAGGCUGGAAGCCCCGGGUCCAUGAUUGCCUCGUCUCCAAAUCCGCCGAGAAGUAAGAAGAAUCUCGAAUCAUCACCUGGGGCCUUCCUGCCUGACCGAGCGGCCUUCCCACGCGGGAGCGUGAACUUGUCGCGCGCUGAUGUUAAUGCCCGCGAUCAUUACGGCCGUACGCUGCUGCAUCAUGUCGCAUCGUCCUCGAAACUUACCGCCUACAAGUUCGCACGCGCUUUGCUGGAAGUUCCGUUUGUCGAUAUAUAUGCGCAGGAUUGGGAGAGUGGAUGGACGGCUCUGCAUCGGGCUCUUUACGCCGGGAACGCCACAAUUGCUCUGGCGCUCAUGGCGCGCGACCUGCAGGAUAUGACAGAUUUCAGUAAAGGUGGAAAUACGAGCCAUCCGAGUGGUGGUCUGAUCAAGAUCAAGGACCGUGAGGGUUGCAGUCCCUUCGACGUCUUCGGGGCGACUAUUAGAUCCCGCGAGAUUAAGCAUCUCUCUGAAAAGUGGCCGAACUUAGAUCUUGAUGAUGAUGCUCUGGGCAGCGAUGCUGCUUCCAAUGCCGCCUCAAAUUUUGGAGAUGAUGGGGAAGAUGGGGCGUACGCUCUUAGGAGUGUCCUGAAAGGGGCCGUGGAUAUUUCCGCUGACGAAGUUUUCACACUGGGAAGCAACAAAAAUCUGAACCUUGGUCUAGGGGACCAGGAUGACAGACAAUUUCCUGAGCGCAUCUCAUUGAAGCGCCCCCAGCAUCUUUUACAUCGAUUUUAUCGUGAAUACCAAGAGAAAUUGGAACACCUAGGGCUCGAGGAUAGCGUGCCCAAGAGCAAAUCGACCGAGCUGCCCACGUUGAUCACAAACAAGCCAAUGAAGUUCCAAGACAUUAUCAUGUCCAAAAUGCAUACCGCCAUAAUCACAGGUGACCCCGAGGCUAAUCUGUUCAUGUGUGGAUUUGGACCUGGAGGGCGCCUAGGAACAGGAGAUGAGUCGACUAGUUUUACCUUUGUUUGUAUUGAAGCGGGUGGGCUGGAGGGGAAGAAAGUUGUAUCGGCUGCUCUGGGUCAAGAUCAUAGCCUGGCAAUUACCGAGCAGGGUGAGAUUUUCAGCUGGGGAAGCAACAAGUUCGGACAGCUUGGCUAUGGCCUGCCCAGGACUAGCAACAAAAACGACAUUCCCAUUCAGACGACUCCUCGCCAGAUCUUCAACCCGUUCAAGAAAGAAACGAUCAUAGGUGCUGCAGCAUCGUCUAUCCACUCGGUGGUCUUCAGUACCUCAGGUCUCUAUACCUUUGGCAAGAACGAUGGUCAGCUUGGCUUGGUCGAUUCCGAUGCGCGUUCGCUUGAGGUACAAACGACACCACGGCGUGUUGGAGCAUCCCUUUUCAGUUGUCCAAUCAAGAUGGUGUCCGCCAUUGACCGUGCUACGUCUGUGCUUCUGCAGAACCACGAAGUCUGGGUUUUCUCGUCAUAUGGCUAUUCAAAACUCUCAUUCCCACUGGAGGUGAGCUCCAGAUUUAUCAGGGAUAGCUUCAUGGUAACCAGAUACGACAAGACUGCGAAUCGUGUUGUCAAGAUUGUAUGUGGAGGCAACACCAUAUGUGCAUUAUCCAGCUCCGGUGAUGUAUUCACUGUUCAGGUCAACCAGUCCGAUAAUUCUUCGGCUUUAACGUCCACAACCAAUCCUACAAAGAUUCGGAAUUCGUUAGCCACCCCUGUUCGAGCAUGGUCCGUUAAGAAAUCAUACAUGGCAGCCAGCGAUGUUGAUGUUGGGCAAGACGGUUCAAUUAUCAUCUGUACAACAUCUGGAUCCGCGUGGAGAAAAGAGCGGCGGACAAAGAACAAGGAGGGAGCCUCGAAAGACUACAAAUUUGCCCGCAUACCUGGUCUCUCACGGGCAGUGGCAGUGCGCAGCAAUGCCUUCGGGGCCUACGCUGUCGCUCAACGUGACUGCGAAGUGACCAGAGAACAAAUUCAUAUCGAGCAAAGCAGCCUUGGGGAUGAUAUGUUGCCGUUGUCCCCAUUUUUAAUCCCAGGGCUGGAAGAGUUGGACUCAAUCCUCGAAGAUGACGCUCAGAAUAUCCACCCGCUUGUACUUUCAUCCGGAAAAAGUAUCCAAAGAGCCAUACUUUCAUCCUCGGAUAUUGAAAGCCAAUUUCUUUCCAUAUGGACCGAGGGCACUGUUUGGGUGACCAGCUCCCUAUCUGACGCUUGCAUUCCUGUUCAUGAGUUUCUUAUAGCUGGCCGUAGUCCUAUUUUGGGAAAGGCAUUGACCGAGUUCCGGCAGUCAUAUUAUUCAUCCGUCCCAGGCGUUUUUGAUAUUGAAUACGGGAAGGAUGGACGUCCCCAGAUCUGCCUCCAAGGUGUUGAUUUCUUGACCGUUAUGAACGUGGUCUUUUUCCUUUACACAGACGGCAUUCUCGAUGUCUGGCGCCUAGCAAGGAGCUCGCCCGCAAACUCGGCCCGUUUCCGGCAGGUUCGCACUGAAGUUAUGCAGGUUUCUAUGCAUUUAGGCCUGCCAGCGCUGGAGCGGGCAGCACGACUAAUGGUCGAGCCGCAAAAAAGCCUGAAAACAGAUUUGGCUCAUGCCAUCAACCACUCAUUCUUAUUUGACAGCGCAGACGUGACUAUCCAGCUCAAAGGCGAUACAAUGAAAGUGCACAGCCACGUCGUGUGCCAGAGAUGCCCGUUCUUUGACACUCUUUUCCAUGGUUAUGCAGGUGGAAGGUGGCUAGACUCACGCAAAGCGGAUCCAAACCAGAGCGUGCAUGUCGACCUAAAGCACAUUGAUCGCUCGACAUUUGAAUUUGUCCUGCGUUACCUAUAUGCCGAUACAGAAGAACGGCUGUUUGAUGAAGUCCGGACCAAAGAUCUUGAUGACUUCAUUGACUUGCUUCUGGAUGUAAUGUUCGUGGCAAAUGAGCUGAUGAUCGACCGACUAUCUCAAGUGUGUCAGAAGAUGCUUGGUCGUUUUGUCACAACGCGCAACGUGUGCUAUUUGCUCAAUUCCAUUGCUCCUUGCUGUGUCACAGAGUUCAAGGAUGCCGCCCUGGAAUAUAUAUGUCUCAACCUCGAGGCCAUGCUCGCUAAUAGAUAUCUCGAAGAUUUGGAUACUACUCUCCUUUGGGAGUUGGAUCUGAUCUGCCGCGAGAAUCAGCUAGCAUGCUGGCCCAUAUCCCGUGGGCGCAAUUCUGAGGAGUAUGCUUUCGAGAAAUACCCCGAAAUCGUUAGCUCCGUGGAAGCAGAUAAGCAACGAAGGAUCGAUGCCAUGGCUUUGCAGUCCCGCCUUGGUCGUCUCGAGCCUUAUGAUGCACGAGCUCGGUCAGCGCCUAACGAGAAAGUCAUUUCAUCUCCGUCUGUGCGCAAAGCGAAGACCAGUGUACCCGGAGGGUCACCAAAUGUUGGUACUAGCCCAAUGCUGAAGCCGAGACAGUCGGUUGGGGAUCUCAUGUUUCAAAUGGACGACGAGGCCCUCAUAUCGCCAAGUGCCUCGAAAGGCAAGAGCGCCAUGCGUGGACUCAAGUUCACAGAAGGCAUACCUGAAGAUCGAUCAUACCCUGACUCCCCAGAUUUGGGGGCAAGCGUCCCAGAUCCCGAGUCCUUGGGCGAUCUUAGUUUCUUGAAGGAUCAGAUGUCUUCCCCGCAAGACCCGCUACUAGCACAGUCCCCAUCUGGGUCCAGGGCAAUUAUUCAAAACCAAAAACAAGCCGUGGCAUCAUCAUCUAAUCCCUCCUCUGCACCAUGGACCUCGCCAAUGAUUUCGAGUUCCAAGAAAGAUAUCAAAGACAUCAUGGGAGAAGCAUUACAGUCUCGGGUAUCAAACCUCACGCUGGGCAUGGCAGAUCGGCGCGAAAGCAGCGGUAGCUUUGUACCCAAGAUCUCCCAAAAGGAGCGAAAGAAGCUUCAGCAACAACAGAUACAAGAGCAGUUGGCUGCCCAACAGAAGACGAAGGAUGCACCGCAGAAUCCAUGGCAGAAGCCAGCAACUUCUUCUCCAGCGUCGCUCCCUCAACUCGAUCCUCUGCCAGGUCAAAGCGCCCCGGCUUCUGAGGCUGUUAAAUCACCUCAAAGGUCCAUGACUAUGCGGCAAACUGUGGCCGGCACACCGCCGCCAAAUUCAAAGCCGGUGGCUACGCCUGUGCAAACACAACGCCGCAGUGUGUCGGGCAACCCACGGCCCUCUCCUCAUUUGAAACCUUCCACACCAGGACCUUCAACAGCAACCCAUAACAAUCAAUCAACAUCACCACGGCCAGCCAUCCAGUCUAUUCGUCACAUCCCACGCCCUGAUCUAACAGGAUCACGUUCUCCAUCCUCUGGCUCGUACUCUCUAUCGACCAUUUUGCUCCAGCAACAGACCGAAAAGGAAGCGAUCCGUGAAGCAGCCACAGCCAAGCAUAAAAUGCAAGAGAUCCAGGCCGAGCAGGAGUUCCAGCAGUGGUGGGAUCAAGAAAGCAAGCGUGUGCAAGGACUGGUAGAGCCAGAGCCAAAUGAACCUCGCUCUGGAAAGGGCGGACGAGGCGGCAAGGCGCCUGGGGCUGCCGGUGGCCCGCGUAAGCGUCGAGGCAACAAAAAUACAGGUGAUGGACCUGCUCCCCAAAAUCACAGACGCGUAUCGGCUCCAAUCUCUGGGCAUCCAACUCCCAAAGCGAAUCAGAGUGGCCAGGCCCCAGCCCAAUCUCAAAAAGCCCCGAACAAAACUCGUGCUGGAGGUGUUGCUGGGAAUGCCAAUGGUAGUCGCGGAGGCGGUAAUCAACGCGGUAGGGGCAAGAACGACGUAACAACAUGA
Messenger RNA from Penicillium samsonianum, 4914 nucleotides. Its product is annotated as BTB domain and ankyrin repeat protein. Gene Ontology annotation, molecular function: protein binding. Lineage: Eukaryota; Fungi; Ascomycota; Eurotiomycetes; Eurotiales; Aspergillaceae. The record is from RefSeq and is a predicted model, not a curated record. The transcript has a single exon. The coding region runs from base 1 to 4914 and encodes 1637 amino acids.